ACGGCGUCGUAGUCAUUUCCCCCCAACCCUCGCUCGGUCUUCUUCUGACGUCCUGUUUUGGGGUCAUUCUCAAUCUCACUGUCACACAAUCAAUUUCUUGUCUUCUUCUUUCUGCAAACCGCACUUCAAAAUUUUGCUCAUUCCAACCUUAAUGAUGGCUGCUACUUUCAAAUGCCAACAUACGGGACUUUACGGUUAUGCCAUUGAUGCGUCGGCGCCUCGAUCUUCUAGAAACUUCGGAAGGUUUUACUCAAUGCGAUUCGCGUGCAACACUCGCUGCAAUACAUUGCGCCACGUUCAUACACCACUCUCCAUUUCCCAAGACUCAUCAACUGAGAGUUCUUUGAUAUUGAUUCGUCAUGGGGAGUCUUUGUGGAAUGAGAAGAACUUGUUCACCGGAUGUUGCGAUGUGCCGUUGACCCAGAGAGGUGUAGAGGAAGCCAUUGAAGCUGGUAAGAGGAUUAGCUAUAUACCGGUUGAUAUGAUUUUCACGUCUGCACUGAUUAGAGCACAAAUGACGGCUAUGCUUGCAAUGACUCAGCACCUCCAAAAGAAGAUUCCUAUUAUCAUCCAUAAUGAGAGUGAAGAGGCAACAACCUGGACUCGAGUUUACAGCGAAAAAACCACCAAGCAAUCUAUUCCAGUUAUUACUGCUUGGGAGUUGAAUGAAAGAAUGUACGGGGAGUUACAAGGUCUUAAUAAACAGGAGACUGCAGAAAGAUAUGGAAAGGAGAAGGUGCAUGAAUGGCGUAGGAGUUUUGACAUUCCUCCUCCGAAGGGCGAGAGCCUGGAGAUGUGUUCACAGAGAGCUGUUGCAUAUUUUAAACAUUUUAUUGAGCCCCAGUUAAAAUCAGGAAAGCACGUUAUGGUUGCUGCUCAUGGAAAUUCAUUGAGGUCCAUUAUAAUGUAUCUUGACAGAUUAACCUCCCAAGAGGUCACAACUUUAGAAUUAUCAACUGGCGUACCGUUGCUUUACAUAUAUACAGAGGGGAAGUAUAUGAGUAGAGGAAGUCCUGUGGGGCCUACAGAAGCUGGUGUUUAUGCGUACACUCAGAGUUUAGCUGUUUACAGACAACAGUUAGAUGAAAUGUUACCUUGAUCGUGCUUUUAU
Molecule: messenger RNA, 1111 nt
Organism: Vigna unguiculata (cowpea)
Lineage: Eukaryota; Viridiplantae; Streptophyta; Magnoliopsida; Fabales; Fabaceae
Product: 2,3-bisphosphoglycerate-dependent phosphoglycerate mutase 1-like
Biological process (GO): glycolytic process
Molecular function (GO): intramolecular phosphotransferase activity
Source: RefSeq, a predicted model, not a curated record